AUAUACAUAUAUGAUAUAUUACAUAUACACACAGCUUAUAAUUCAAAUAGAAUUACAGACAAAUUCAUAAAAAUAAAAAAAAAAACAUGGAAACAAUUACGUGGAUAUAUACUCUACUCUCUCUCUUCCUUGUUCUUAUAGCCUUCAAGUUUUCCGCAAAAUCCGGGCAAAGAAAACUCCCACCGAGUCCGGCGACGGCGCUUCCUCUGUUAGGGCACCUCCACCUCCUCAAAUUCCCAAUUCAUCGUACCUACUACGACCUCUCUCAGAAGCUGGGCCCCAUCUUCUCUCUCCGUUUGGGGAGCCGCCUCGUGGUGGUUAUCUCCUCCCCCGCCGUCGCAGAGGAGUGCUUCACAAAGAACGACGUCGUUUUUGCCAACAGGCCCCGUUUUCUCAGCGGCAAAUACAUCGGCUACAACUACACCACCGUCGUGGGCUCCCCGUACGGCGACUACUGGCGCAACCUCCGCCGCGUGACGACGGUCGAAAUCUUAUCGUCGGCGCGUCUGAGCACGUUCCGGUCAAUAAGAGAAGACGAAGUGAAACGUAUGCUGGAGAAGCUCGGUGGCAACUCGGUCGGAGAUUUCGCCCGAGUCGAACUCAGGCCCCCUUUUUCGGAGCUCACUUUUAAUAAUAUUAUGAGAAUGGUCGCCGGAAAACGGUACUUCGGCGAGGACAACGACGAGGCCGAGCGGCUUCGAGAGCUUAUAGAGGAAGCUUUCUCCUACAGCGACGCAUCAAAUCCGGCGGAUUUCUUCCCGGUGCUGAGAUGGAUUGAUUACAAGAAUUUCGAGAAGAAUCUGACGAGGCUGAGUGGGAAACUCGAUAGUUUCUUACAAGGCUUGAUAGAUGAACACAGAUCCAAUAAGAACACAAAUACCAUGAUUGAUCAUUUGCUCUCUUUCCAAGAAUCAGACCCUGAAUCCUACACUGACGUCAUCAUUAAAGGCAUUAUUCUGGUUAUGGUACUUGCCGGAACAGACACAUCGUCGGUGACUAUAGAAUGGGCGAUGUCGGCGCUGCUCAACCACCCUGAAAAGAUGGAGAGGGCGAGAGCUGAGGUGGACACCGUUGUCGGAAAAGGUCGAUUGAUCAACGAAUCAGACAUACAAAAUCUGCCGUACCUUCAGAGCAUAAUUUCUGAAACUCUGAGGUUGUUUCCGGCGACGCCGUUACUGGUUCCGCACGAAGCAUCCGCUGACUGCAAGGUGGCGGGAUACGAUAUUCCACGUGGCACGAUCUUGCUGGUGAAUGCGUGGGCGAUCCACAGGGAUCCUACGGUGUGGGAUGACGCGACGAGCUUCAAGCCGGAGCGGUUUGAAGGUGGCGGAGAAGUAGGAGCGCCGAAGCUGAUGCCGUUUGGAAUGGGGAGGAGGUCGUGCCCGGGUGUGGGUCUGGCGAAUCGGGUCAUGGGUUUGGGUUUGGGGUCUUUGAUUCAGUGUUUCGAGUGGCGGACGGUUGACGGGGCGUUAGUGGAUUUGACGGAAGGGAGAGGGUUGUCGAUGCCCAAACUCACGCCGUUGGAGGCCAUGUGCAAAUCACGUGAUGUCCUUCAAAUAGGUCUUCAUGGAGCAAUCUGAGAAUCUCAUGGUUUGUCAAUGUGUAUUACAAUUUACAUCGCGUGCUCUAUGUUUCAGGACCUUAUUAAUCAGUACUAUGUUUCAUUAAAUAUUUAGUUAAAAAAAUGUGGUUAUACUUUACACUCAUUAAACAUGUGACUUGUUGAUUAUUUAUGAUUUUAUUAAAUACAUAUUUAAACGAGAAAGAGAAAUAUGUAUUGGCUGAAAUAGGUCGGAUAUAGUUUUACCAUUUAUUCACAUAUGAAACACACACAUCUAUAUGGGUGUGUAGGUGAACGGUGAAGGUCUAUCGCGAUGUGUUUCACCAGAUGUAAUAUAUACCUUGUUUGGGGUGAAGAAUUACCGAUUUCAUGUC
Molecule: messenger RNA, 1935 nt
Organism: Erythranthe guttata (spotted monkey flower)
Lineage: Eukaryota; Viridiplantae; Streptophyta; Magnoliopsida; Lamiales; Phrymaceae
Product: cytochrome P450 81Q32
Molecular function (GO): iron ion binding; oxidoreductase activity, acting on paired donors, with incorporation or reduction of molecular oxygen; heme binding
Source: RefSeq, a predicted model, not a curated record